CGCUUUAUACAUUUCUGACGUCAGGAGACGCCGAGCGUCCCCGCGGUUUUGCGCUGUCGCGAUACAGCUGACGACAAAACAACGACGACGACGUCGACGAUGAUAACAACGUCGUCGAAACAUGGACGUUAUCAAUAACACACCAAAGUGACUAGAAUUUAAAAGUGUGACGACGACGACGAAGACGAGGCAACAGAAGUGCUAGUAGGCUUUCGAUCCAAAUUGAUUUCUCCUGGUCAAACUUUUCAAGUGACGAAUUCAUUUCAAUAAACAGUUUUGAGACAAAAGAAGAGACAGAGAGCGAGAGAGAAUAUGGGUUCAAUUGUCCUCAAAUCAUUAUCAGUCCUUCUGGGCAUAUUUUUUGUCUUUGUGGGAACGAUGAAACUAACCUCGCAUAUCAGUAAAGAUCUUCACAAGGACCUGAGAAAAGAAUACGUUAAAUAUGCCAAGGUUUUUCCACUGGCAAGUACUUUGGAUUUUAAAGUUCCCAGCAAAUGGUACAGACGAGUUGUUGGAACUUUGGAAAUUAUUUGCGGACUCGCUAUGGCCCUUGUGCCCAGUCAUAAGGUGAAAAAUGCCUCCAAUGGAAUUCUCCUGUUUUUAAUGUUAAUGGCUGUUUAUUCGCAUUAUAUGGUAAACGAUAAAUUUGAAAGGAUUGCUCCAGCGCUGGUAUUCUUUUUCAUGUUGAGUGGACGACUGGUGAUAGAUUGGCAACUAAGACGAGAGGAAUCUCAACCAGUAACGGCGAAUGGAGUAGAUGAUAAAACUAAAAAACAAGACUGAAUAAAAAAGAAGAAGCUUAAAUGAA
Messenger RNA from Leptopilina heterotoma, 808 nucleotides. RefSeq names its product novel acetylcholine receptor chaperone. NCBI's taxonomy places the organism in Eukaryota, Metazoa, Arthropoda, Insecta, Hymenoptera, Figitidae. Bases 313 to 783 code for a protein of 156 amino acids. Gene Ontology annotation, biological process: chaperone-mediated protein complex assembly; positive regulation of protein localization to cell surface. Gene Ontology annotation, cellular component: endoplasmic reticulum. The transcript has 5 exons. The record is from RefSeq and is a predicted model, not a curated record.